UAACAAGCUCGACGUAGAAUUUAAAAAUGAAUAAACCAAUGUAAUAAAGUGAUGGAGAUGAAAUAUUCAUUCAUAUUUAAAACAACGCAGAUCAAUAUAACAUUCAAUCGUCAGAUGAAAAAAAUUAAAAUUAAAUUAUGAUCCCAGAUCAAGUCAUAGAGGCUAAGACCGCAAAUCCAAAACCAAUGACUUUUGAUCAAAUUAGAUUGGUUUCAUCCACAUAAGUGAGUGGUGAUGGACAUGCUAAAUCAGUUAGAGUGCAAUGUCCAUAAUGCAAAUAAAAAGUUGAUACUGUGAUUAUUCGUAAACCAGGAACCUAAACAUAUCUUGCCUCAUGUAUUCUUUUGCUUUGUUCUUUUGGUUUAGUCUGCAUUUCUUGUUUACCUUGUAUCAUUGAUGAUUGUAAGGAUGUUCUACAUUCUUGUCCUAAAUGCAAAAUUCCUUUAGGAAAGACAUAAUUCAAGAUUUUAGAUUGAUCCAUUUAUAUAGACACUUUAUUAAAAUUAAAUUACAAAUUAAAA
This is a messenger RNA of Paramecium tetraurelia, 521 nucleotides long. RefSeq lists its product as uncharacterized. Gene Ontology annotation, molecular function: zinc ion binding. The record is from RefSeq and is a predicted model, not a curated record. The transcript is spliced from 2 exons. NCBI's taxonomy places the organism in Eukaryota, Ciliophora, Oligohymenophorea, Peniculida, Parameciidae.